AUGCUCGGUGCCAUUGUGGUGUUGUUCGAGCUCGGUGCCAUUGUGGUGUUACUCGAGCUCGGUGCCAUUGUGGUGUUGCUCGAGCUCGGUGCCAUUGUGGCGUUGUUUGAGCUCGGUGCCAUUGUGGCGUUGUUCGAGCUCGGUGCCAUUGUGGUGUUGUUUGAGCUCUGUGCCAUUGUGGUGUUGUUCGAGCUCGGUGCCAUUGUGGUGUUGUUCGAGCUCGGUGCCAUUGUGGUGUUGUUCGAGCUCGGUGCCAUUGUGGUGUUGCUCGAGCUCGGUGCCAUUGUGGUGUUGUUCGAGCUCGGUGCCAUUGUGGUGUUGUUCGAGCUCGGUGCCAUUGUGGCGGCGGCCGGUGGGUUGGUGAGAUCCACUGGGGCUGUCCUCACAUGUGUAGUAGGCGUACCCAGAGUUCCAUCGGCUGCAAUGUGA
Messenger RNA from Knipowitschia caucasica, 429 nucleotides. Lineage: Eukaryota; Metazoa; Chordata; Actinopteri; Gobiiformes; Gobiidae. The record is from the annotation of a GenBank genome assembly.